Messenger RNA from Adineta ricciae, 1806 nucleotides. Lineage: Eukaryota; Metazoa; Rotifera; Eurotatoria; Adinetida; Adinetidae. The record is from the annotation of a GenBank genome assembly.
AUGGCCGUUUCGAAAUUUGAACACUUACCGGAUGAAAUUAUUCUCGCAGUUUGCUUAUAUCUACGACCAUUUGAAGUUAUUGAUGGUUUUGGUCAACUUAACUGGCGUCUCACCAGAACAAUCAGUCAAUUUCGACGUGAUUCAGACAUACAUCAUUUAACCUUGACUCAGUAUCAACGUUGGUAUUCGUAUUUACUACCAUCAACAUCUAAACAUAUCACCAAGUUCGUCCUAAGCAAUUGGAAUGCUCCGGGACAAAUUCAUUUGUUCAAUCAAUCAACAAAAUAUUACACUUCACUUCGUGACUUCCUACCGAAUCUCAUCCAACUUCGUUUAAUCGAUUUUAGUAAUGAUGAUGUAGAUAUUCUUCCUAAACUAGCAAUGAUCGAUAAAAUUCUUAUUGAUAUCGAUGCGUUAAGACCGUUACUCUAUUCGACGAAACUUCUCCUCGAUCGGUAUCUUUUCUGUUCAUCGUUUCCGUUUAAAGAAGUUCGUCUGUGGGUUGGUGAUAAUGGCAUUCGAUUACAACACAACACUGAUCUAAUUAUCAAUCCACAUCUUGAACAAUUGACAAUCAUUGUUGCACAUAUUGACGAUUUGAUACUUCUCUUCAAACGUUCACCAAAUCUAAUCAAACUCUACGCUGAAAUCAAUUCUUUCACAGCCGAUGAACCGAAACAAUAUGCAACAGCAGAAGUGAUGCCAAAGAAACUAACCGACUUUCACAUUCAAACAAACGAUCAAAAGGCCUUGACGUUCGACGAUCUAUUUGUUAUUGUUAUUCACAUUCCAACAAUCAAAUUACUUUCACUGGACAUUGAGACAACUGAUAUGGACUAUGCUGAUGGACUUUGCUGGACAUUGUUAAUAUCUCGUCUACCCAAAUUGACUCGUCUAUAUUUUCGAACACGUAUCUGGAUGGGAGCAGGUGUCACAUCGAUUGAUGUCAGUCCAUUCGUUGAAUCAUUUGCACGCACAAAUCUACCAGUGAUUUGUUAUUCGGAUAGUCGUGUACUUCACAUCGAUACUGUUCCAUAUGACAUGCAUGAAUUUGAAACGAAUAUGAGUGUUACUACAUCACCAUUGGUACGGUAUGGGAAAACAACAAAUCCGGAAUUGUAUCAACGGCAAGCGCGAAGUGUAAAAUCACUUUUUCUUUGCGGUCGACAUGAGCGAACGUUGAUCAACGAUUGGUUGCAUGUUCUCAAUCGUUUUCCAUGUAUUCAAGCUCUAGACUUAACAUCAGUGAAUAUACUCGAUCAAGCCAAUUUAAACCAACAGUUAUACUUGCCACGUCUUCUUGCUCUACGAUACGUUCGAUCGACCCGAUGUAAAAUUAACAUCCCAUUCUUUCUUCUCCUAGUAACGAAAAGUUCGGUUACACCUUGUCUUCGUGCGUUGACAAUCAUGUAUGGCGAUUUGAUUUAUUUAUGUAAACGUUUACCUGGAACAAUAUUUGAUCGUUUGAAAGAACUGUGGUUAUUCAGUAGCGACACUGAUGGUCGUAUUGUUAUAAAAGAUAUCGAUCUCUUACUCCACGCAUUUCCAUGUCUACGGAAUUUCUCGUUUUUAAUGCAUUCAAGUCGAUCGAUCAAUCGAAAUAUCGAAGAAAUUAUUGAAAUGAUCUUAUGUUCAUUGCCAGAUCUUAUCAGUUUUCGUAUCGCAUGCCGCAAAGGUUCAUUUCAUGUGCCGUCGUUAACUGAUAUUGGUAUACGCAGAUCGUGGAUAAAACGAGUGUUACAUGUUAAUGAAUGUGAGCACGUUCACGUGAUCAUUCGUCAAAAGGAAAUUUCAAUUUGGAAAUAG